Aspergillus wentii DTO 134E9 is the source of this 1377-nucleotide messenger RNA. Its product is annotated as putative sterol carrier protein. Bases 1 to 1377 code for a protein of 458 amino acids. Gene Ontology annotation, molecular function: acyltransferase activity, transferring groups other than amino-acyl groups. The transcript is spliced from 2 exons. NCBI's taxonomy places the organism in Eukaryota, Fungi, Ascomycota, Eurotiomycetes, Eurotiales, Aspergillaceae. The record is from RefSeq and is a predicted model, not a curated record.
AUGGGCAAGAAACAAGCCGGUCCCGCCUACGUCCUAGGCGUUGGAAUGACCAAAUUCAUCAAACCCCGCGGAAAGGUCGACUACAAUGAACUGGGCUUCGAGGCCGGUGUCAAGGCCAUGCUGGACGCUCACAUCAACUACGACGAUGUUGACCAGGGUGUGGCCUGUUACGUUUAUGGUGACAGCACCUGCGGCCAGCGAGUGUUCUACCAGUUCGGUUUGACGCAGAUCCCCAUCUACAAUGUCAACAACAACUGUUCGACAGGGUCUACUGGCCUGGCCAUGGCGAGGACCAUGGUCUCCCAUGGGGCUGCCGACUGUGUUCUCGUCGUUGGAUUCGAGAAGAUGAGUGCUGGAAGUCUCCAGUCGCACUACAAUGAUCGUGCAAACCCUACCGGUUUGCUUGGAACAAUGAUGGCGGAGACCAGAGGGAUUACCAAUGCCCCUGGUGCUGCGCAGAUGUUCGGAAAUGCUGGCCGAGAAUAUAUUGAGAAGUACGGCGCCAAGGGAGAAGACUUUGCAGAGAUUGCCCGUAUUAACCACGAACAUUCCAAGCGCAACCCGUACUCGCAAUUCCAAACCGAAUACUCCCUCGAGCAGGUUCUCAAGGCACCCAUGAUCCACGAGCCUCUCACUAAGCUGCAAUGUUGCCCGACCUCGGAUGGAGGUGCUGCUGCCGUCAUCGUCUCCCAGGAGUUCCUGGAUGCUCGCCCGCACCUCAAGGAUCAGGCUGUCCUGAUUGCUGGCCAACAGCUCGCUACCGAUACCACCUCGCUUUUCAGCCGUAGCUCCAUUGACUUGAUGGGAUUCGGCAUGACCCGUGCUGCAUGCCGUGCCGCCACUGCGGAGGCUGGCGUCAAUGUUAAGGAUAUCAAGGUCUGCGAACUGCACGACUGCUUUUCCGCAAACGAGAUGAUCACGAUUGAUGCUCUCGAGCUCAGCGACCCUGAUAAGGCGCAUGAGAUGGUCCGUCGUGGUGACAUCACUUACGGUGGUAAGAUGGUGAUCAACCCCUCGGGAGGUCUCAUUUCCAAGGGACACCCUCUGGGUGCAACAGGUCUAGCCCAAUGUGCCGAGCUGGUGUGGCAUCUUCGUGGCUGGGCUAACAACCGCUUGAUCAAUGGCACUGACGCUGCCUUGCAACACAACUUGGGCCUGGGUGGUGCUGUGGUCGUGUCGGUGUACAAGCGGGCGGACGGAAAGGUCGCAAGCCCAGUGGCGUCCGACGUAGUUGCAAAGGUUACUGGACUUGGAUAUAACCCAGCCGUUGAAGCCAAGGGCUUCACAGCAGAACAGGCCAAAUCUGUUCAGAGCAAGAAGCAUAGUGAUACAUGGGCUCUGGCCGACGCCCAGGAGAGAGUUCUCGCCCGAUUCUAG